Molecule: messenger RNA, 1379 nt
Organism: Lepisosteus oculatus (spotted gar)
Lineage: Eukaryota; Metazoa; Chordata; Actinopteri; Semionotiformes; Lepisosteidae
Gene: mmgt1
Product: membrane magnesium transporter 1
Cellular component (GO): Golgi apparatus; early endosome; plasma membrane
Source: RefSeq, a predicted model, not a curated record
UCAUCAUUACGCGCCAUGUACUUCCGCCCAGCCAUCUGUGCCUACGACAUUUUAUCGCGCUACAUUGACAGCUCUCUCCCUGUUACUCCCUGGAUGAAGAUGGCUUCGUCUGUUUGGAAAGGUCUUGUCGGAAUCGGACUUUUCGCUUUAGCGCAUGCAGCUUUCUCGGCGGCUCAGCAUCGAUCUUACAUGCGACUGACGGAGAAGGAGAAUGAAACUCUCCCUGGUGACAUAGUUCUUCAAACGUUGCUGGCCUUCGUAGUGACCUGUUAUGGCAUUGUGCACAUUGCUGGGGAGUUUAAAGACAUGGACGCCACAUCGGAGCUCAAGAACAAGACAUUCGACACGUUGCGGAACCAUCCCUCCUUCUAUCUCUUCAACCAUCGUGGCAGAGUGCUCUUCCGCUCCCCGGAGCAGAACGCCUCGCUUCCCAGCCAGCAGGCCCUGCCCUCCAACCCCCUGCGGCUUCGGAAGCUGGAGCCAUCACACCACUGAGCCUCUGGGUGUUCUCCUGGCCAUGUGAAAAUGGAAACUGCUCAUGGACGUGAAGGGGGGGGGGGAGGGAAUGAAACGUAAGAAAAAGAGAAACAUCUCGAUACAUGUGCUGUGCCGAUUUUACAUCCCAGUCCGACAAGCGGUUAAAAUGUUGUAUUGGACGGUGCCAGCUGCCCUCCUAUAGGGGUGUCGUGCUUGUAAAUAAAGGUCUGGUGGCUUAAGGUUGUAAAAAGACCUCAAUCCCUUCCUUCCUUCCCAGCUGUAAAGUGAAUGGGUUAUUCGGGAUAUGACAUGAAUCCCUUUAUUAUUCCCACCAACCGAUAACACUGCCUUCUCAAUAUGUCGUUUCCAAAGCUUCAGCUUUGAAAUGUUUUAUCUGUGCAACUGUGUUUCUUUUUUUUUCUCCCCCCACACUCGGCAGAACAAAUGCAGUGUGAAGUUUCUGGAUGGAAACUGUAAACCCGAUUGUUUUUCCACAGAUGGUAUUUAAUUGUUAAUCUUCUGGGUUUUAGAAUGCAGAAGUUAGUCUUAUGAUGUAAAACUGUUAUUGGAAAUCCUUAACGAAAGUAGGCAAGUAAGGCAAUUGUAAUUAGAUUGCAGCAAUGUGUUUUUUUUCUCAUUUCAGUUGUAAAAAGUAAGAAAAACAGUGUGUUGGGGAUACGUUUUUUCAUUUUAUGUAAAUAUGCAUAAUUUUUAAAUAAAGUAGUCGGUUUUCAUUUUUUAUUGACUCAAAACUAAAGGAAUGUUACCUAACCCAGCUUUUAUUCAUGACUUCCAAUCAUUAUACUUGUGGUCAACCAUAUUCUCAGCAGAACCAUUGAAACUUCAGAUUCAUCUGAGCCUGCUAUACAUUUUUAAUAAACAAAUAAAGUCAAUAUGUGAAA